Aspergillus steynii IBT 23096 is the source of this 962-nucleotide messenger RNA. Its product is annotated as carbon-nitrogen hydrolase family protein. Bases 23 to 880 code for a protein of 285 amino acids. The record is from RefSeq and is a predicted model, not a curated record. NCBI's taxonomy places the organism in Eukaryota, Fungi, Ascomycota, Eurotiomycetes, Eurotiales, Aspergillaceae. Gene Ontology annotation, molecular function: hydrolase activity, acting on carbon-nitrogen (but not peptide) bonds, in linear amides. The transcript has 4 exons.
AGACAGUCCAUACCCAACGAGAAUGCCACCAACUAAGCGCAUCGCCGUAGCCCAAUGGCACAUCAAAGACCUCGAAAUCGAACACAACCACAAAAAGGCAUGCCAAUACAUCCGCGAGGCCGCAUCACAAGGCGCCGAGCUCGUCGUUCUCCCUGAAUACCACCUAAACGGCUUCAUCCCCACCUCCCCCCUCUACGCCACCCAAGCCGCAUCCACCCAAAGCUACCUCACAACCUACCAGGCGCUCGCGCGCGAGCUACAAAUCUGCCUUGUCCCCGGCACCAUCGUCGAGAAACACGGCGACCGGCUCUACAAUACCGCGUACUUCAUCUCGACGGACGGGUCGAUUCUCGGCUCCUACCGCAAGAAAAACAUCUGGCACCCUGAACGCCCCUACCUGACUUCCUCGGGGCCGGACGAGCGACAUGAAGUGCUGGAUACGCCGGUCGGCAAGGUCGGGCUGCUAAUCUGUUGGGAUUUGUCGUUUCCUGAGGCAUUUCGGGAGUUGGUGGUCAAGGGCGCGGAGGUGAUUAUUGUGCCGACUUUUUGGACGAAACACGACGCCUCGCCUGCCCUCCUAGCGGCGAACCCGGAUUGCGAGACCCUGCUUCUCGAAUCGAUGCUGACGGCGCGCUGUUUCGAAAACACGUGCGCUGUGAUCUUUGCGAACGCAGCGAGCUCCGACGAGGACAGCGAGGGCAAGUUCCUCGGUCUUUCGGGCCUGCAUGUCCCUGCGCUCGGGGCUGUUGGAAAAAUGGGCCCCGGGGAGGGUGUGUUGGCGGUGGAUAUGGAUCUGGGGCUGGUGAGGCUGGCGGAGGAGAAUUAUAAGGUCAGAGCUGAUUUGGGGAGGGAGGGGUGGCAUUAUGGGUAUUGGUUUUAGUGUGUUGCGUUGGGGAUGGGUUUGUUUGUUGUGCCAAUCUAUCUCCCUUGGGAUCAGACCUGCAGAAUUUGCUACUCCUAGU